Messenger RNA from Galeopterus variegatus (Sunda flying lemur), 729 nucleotides. RefSeq names its product olfactory receptor 5B3-like. NCBI's taxonomy places the organism in Eukaryota, Metazoa, Chordata, Mammalia, Dermoptera, Cynocephalidae. The record is from RefSeq and is a predicted model, not a curated record. The transcript has 2 exons. Gene Ontology annotation, cellular component: membrane. Gene Ontology annotation, molecular function: odorant binding; G protein-coupled receptor activity; olfactory receptor activity. The annotation marks the transcript as partial. Gene Ontology annotation, biological process: G protein-coupled receptor signaling pathway; sensory perception of smell.
UCCACAUUAUCCAGCAUUCCCAUGUCAGGGUAUCUUAUUGAAGACAAGGUCAUCUCCUACAAUGCGUGUGCUGCUCAGAUGUUCUUUUUUACAUUCUUGGGUACUGCGGAAUGUUACCUCUUGGCUUUAAUGGCCUAUGACCGCUACGCAGCAGUGUGUAAACCCCUCCAUUAUACCACCAUGAUGACGACAAGUGUGUGUGCUCGUCUGGCCAUAGGCUGUUACGUCAUUGGUUUUCUGAAUGCUUCCAUCCAAACUGGAGACACCUUCUGCCUCUCUUUCUGUGAGUCCAACGUGAUCCAUCACUUUUUCUGUGAUAUUCCAGCAGUCAUGACUCUGACUUGCUCUGGAAAGCACAUUAGUGAGCUGAUUCUUGUUCUUAUUUCAAGCUUUAAUGUCUUUUUUGCACUUUUUGUUAUCUUGAUAUCCUACCUGCUCAUAUUUAUCACCAUCUUGAAGAUGCACUCAGCUGAGGGAUAUCAGAAGGCUUUAUCUACCUGUGGCUCUCACCUCAUUGCCGUUUCCUUAUUCUAUGGAACUGUUAUCAUCAUGUACUUACAGCCCGGCUCCAGUCACUCCAUGGACACAGACAAAAUUGCAUCUGUGUUCUAUACUAUGGUUAUCCCCAUGCUGAACCCUAUGGUCUAUAGCUUGAGAAACAAGGAGGUCAACAGUGCGUUCAAGAAGGUUGUAAAGAAGGCAAAACGUUCUCUAGGUUUACUCUUCUAA